Molecule: messenger RNA, 1217 nt
Organism: Pneumocystis carinii B80
Lineage: Eukaryota; Fungi; Ascomycota; Pneumocystomycetes; Pneumocystales; Pneumocystaceae
Exons: 8
Coding region: 307-1032 (241 amino acids)
Cellular component (GO): cytoplasm; membrane
Source: RefSeq, a predicted model, not a curated record
AUCUCUUGAUUCUUAUGGCUGCUAUUUUUGCUCAAUUUCAUUCAUUGCAAUUCAUGAAGGCCUUUUCUCAUUCAAUGGAAUACGGAUCCAUGAUAUAAAGACAGGUUCUUACAUUGAUUGUUGCUCUCUUCCAAAUAUUUUUGUUUAUUAAUUUCUCAACAUUUAUACACAAAUCUUACAAAUAACAACAUAUUUACAUACAUCAUACUCAUUUAUACAUAAAAUAAGACAUUUUAAUCAACUUUCUAUUCAUGUCAUAUUUAUUAAUUUUCAGACUCUCUUGCUCUGCCCUUACCGACUUCAUAAAUGUCUGAAAUAUUAUACAAAAAUAUCUUAAAAUUUCCAAUAUUAAAUAUAUUUGUUAUUGUAUUAAUUUUUUUUGUAUUAGUAACAAUAUUUUCAAGAUAUAAUGAGUUUUAUCAGGAAUAUCCAGUAUUAACACUUUCUGUUACGAAUUCAUUACUUGGAGGGAUUUCUAAUAUGUCUGCGCAAACAAUCUCUGCUAUACAUCGUCGUCUGAGAAGAAUUGAUUCAUUUGAUCUGAAAUCAAAAAAGAUUGAAAUGGAAAAUAUUGAUUCUUUGGACAAAAAUAAUAAAUCGUACACAUUUUUUUAUAUACCGGCUACAUUUCGUUUUUCACAGCUAAUACGAUUUAUGAGUUAUAAUUUUCUUACAACACCUCUUCAACUUUGGUGGUAUUCUUUUCUUGAUCAUUUAUCUACAAUUUCUAGAAAUUCUAAUACAGCAGAAUUAAUUAAAAGGAUUUUAAUGGAUCAAUUACUCUUUACUCCUAUAAGUUUAGUUAUUUAUCUUAUUUUUAUGUCUUUAACAGAGGAACUAAGCAAGAAAAAAUUAAAAAAUAAAUUUAGCCAAGGCUUUUUUUCUAUAUUAAAAGCUAAUUAUUGUAUCUGGCCUGCUGUUCAAUUAAUUAAUUUCAAAUAUAUACCUUUAAAAUAUCAAAUACCAUUUCUUAAUAGUAUAUCUAUAUUUUGGACCAUUUAUUUAACUAUUAGUGAUUCAAAAACAUCUUAAUUUUAAACUUGUUUAAGAAACCUCUAUAUACAUAAAUAGGAUUUUAACAUUUUAUUCUAUAUUUCAUAUUCUACAUUUCAUAUUCUUUCAUAAAAUUACUAUCUAAAUUAUAAAUUUACUACUCAACCUAUCUUUAGAAUAUUCAUUAUAGAUUUAUUCUUAAUAACCUAACCCUAACCCUCAAC